Messenger RNA from Ipomoea triloba (trilobed morning glory), 784 nucleotides. RefSeq names its product thioredoxin H9-like. The coding region runs from base 91 to 555 and encodes 154 amino acids. NCBI's taxonomy places the organism in Eukaryota, Viridiplantae, Streptophyta, Magnoliopsida, Solanales, Convolvulaceae. The record is from RefSeq and is a predicted model, not a curated record. The transcript is spliced from 4 exons.
CUUCUUUCCAGGUUUUAUUAAGUGGGUAUUGAAUUGGUGCUAGUUUUUUAAUAGUGGUGUCUGCACAGAGGAAGCCGAGCUUCAUGGUAAAUGACAAUGGGGAAUUACAUAAGCAGGUUGUGCAUGCCCAAGUUUUUGUUCAAGAAUCAUGGUGAUGGUGAUGCUGAUGAGGAUGAAUCUUGGCAUAAUGUUGAAUUUUCUAGCGAAAAUGUACACCUCAUUGCCACAGGAGAAGAGUGGGAGGAGAAGAUGGAAGAAGCAAAGAAAGAUGACAAAAUUGUCAUUGUGAACUUCAGUGCCUCAUGGUGUGUUCCUUGUAGAGCAAUUGCACCAUUAUACAGUGAGCUAUCUGAGAAACAUCUUUCUUGGAUGUUUUUGGUGGUCGAUGUUGAUGUGCUUUCGGACUUGAGUUCAACCUGGGACAUCAAAGCGACGCCAACCUUCUUCUUCCUUAGGGGUGGACAGCAAUUCGAAAAAGUCAUAGGGGCCAACAAAGAAGAGCUGCAGAAGAAGGUAGCUGCGGUUGCUGACUCAGAGACACCGAGCCAGCCAUAGCUCUUUAUGGCGAUGCUUUCAUGAGUGGCAUGGAAUGACCUUCUCUUUUUGUUAGUCUGUCUGUGUCUUCGAUUGUAAAUGCAACUAACGUUUUCCCGGUUAGUGUCUUUGAGAUUGAGAAAGCUGAAAGAAGCUGUGAGUUAGGUGACCUUCACAGCUUCACAUUGAGCAUUGUAAUGGAAAAAGGAAUGGUUUUCUUUUCCCCAGUAAAAAGAUGCAUUGGUCUUUA